AUGGCCUCAGCUCAGUCCGAUCAGUCCAGGGUCCUCCAAGAGGAGCUUACCUGCCCGGUGUGCCUGGACUUAUACCGGGACCCCUACCUGCUCCCUUGUGGCCACAAUUUCUGUAAAACCUGCCUGGACCGCCUGAAGCGACAAGCAGAGCGAGGUCGCCUCCGCUGCCCGGAGUGCCGAGACAGCCACCGGUGCAGCACCAGCUUUCAGAGAAACUUCAAAUUAGCCAAUAUUGCCGAUGAUUACCGUCACCGGCGUAGAGCUGUCACUUCAGCCGCCACAGCUUUGAAAUCUAGAGAACUGCUGUCCUUCACUGCAGCAGCAAUACGAGACAGGAGCACUUCCUCCGUUCCCUGUGACUACUGCCCCUCAGUGGGCGCCGAGGCAUCAGGAAGCAGCGCUGCAGCAGACGGCUCGACUGUUGCCUCGACAUCUCAGGAAGCUGGUGACAAGCAGGAAAGUGCUGCUGCUGCUGCUGCCGCCGCAACGUCCAUGUUUGCAGUCAAGACCUGCCUGAAGUGUGAAGUGUCCAUGUGCCAGGAGCACGUAAAGCCACAUCUGGAACUGCCGGCAUUCCGAGAGCAUCCACUGACCGAACCAAUGAGUGACUUCUGGAAGAGAAAGUGCCCCGAUCAUGACGAGAUAUACAGGUGAGAAGAGGGUGCACUCAGUCGAUGUUUGAGGUUGAAAUGAACACCCAUGUAGCUUCUAAAGGUUGGACUGGGCGAUAAUAUGAUCGUGAUAUGUUUCAGUUCGAUCGCGGUGAUCAGCUGUGAGCUUAUUUACUCGAUCAAACACAGAGUUGAGCUUGUCCUGCUCACUUCUGUAAGUUGCCAGAGAAGUAAACAGAAUGACCGAACGUGGAGCCAAAUGCUAAUCAAGGUUGGUUGCGUGACAGGUGCCAUGGUUCGGGUAUCUCCAAAGUGAUGUUGAGCAAUUAAGCCAAUGUGCAAGGUAUGUCGGCGGUCGAUGCCCUCAAAAACCGGCAACACAACAAAUCUGUUUGAUCAUUCGAAGAAGUACUUCCCGAAUGAUUAUGCGGAAAGCCCGAAAAUGCGAGCAGAGUCGGCACAGCCUGCCACUGCCGACGGCACAAGUGCUAAUGCUACUUGUGCUUUAGUUUUUAGCUACCAAACCAAAGCAGCAAUCAAGAAUCAUCUACGUUUACAUGUUGAACUAAUUUCUAGUUUUUAGUACAGAUGCUUUAAAACUGGCAGUUUGAAAAGAUAAAAACAAAUCGUGAUAAUCGAGAUCAAACAAUAUGACAAAAUGUACCGUGAUCAUUUUUUUAAUCGCCCAGUCCUACCCAAAGGUUCUCUGAUCUGAUCUCAGAUUAAACUGAAGACGAUUUUAAGCUUUAGCUUCCGUCUCCUGCUUCUCCAUCUCCAGGUAUUACUGCAUGGACGACAAGGUGUGUGUGUGCAACGCCUGCACUAUAGAAGGAGGUCACCUGGGGCACACCAUCAAAACCCUGAAGAACACCAUGAAAGACCUGAAGGUGCAGUUUUAAAGAUCGUCAGUGCGAUGGUUAAUCAGGUGCUAAAUGUUGUGAUCUGGGAUGUAUGUGGUUUUGACACAUCAGUCCAGAUCAGUUCGGAUGAGUUGAUCUGACAUAUUCAGGGUUUGAAUGAGACCUAAAGGGGUUGGAGGAGUCUCAUAGUGUUCAGCUCCGACUCUAGAACGCCUGUGAAUGAACUUUUGUUGUAGUUUUGUGUGUGAGUGUGAAUGACAGGGUCACGUGAUCCACUUCCUGUGCUUUCAUCCUCCUGAACAGUCUGACAGUGAGAGGCUUCCAGUUUGUUGCCAUGGUUACUUGACUUCCAAAACUGUGAAAUUUAGGGGUGGGAAGAGCGUGCUUACAAAGUGAAUCUGAAAAGCCAAGGGACGAGAGAGAGAGAGGCUGUAGAGAAAUGAAUACCUGAAAUCCCCGUGUUGUUCUGCAGGGUGUGCUGGACAAACAGCUGUGCAGAGUGGAGCGCAAGUACAGCAUGGCUGAGAGGAAGCUGCAGGAGCAGAAGGAGAAGGAGAGGCAGAAUAAGGUGAGGAUGCCCAUGUGAGAAGCAGAGAGACGGUCGGAUGUUUGUUGUUCUGACAGUUGAACCUUUUGAACCUUUUUUUUAUCCUUUAUACUGGCUGACUUCACUCAGCCUGUGCUGUAGAGGCCUCACAUCAAGCAUGAGCACAGAUGUACUGCCAUCUGCUGUUACUAAAGUGUUACUACAGGCUGCACUCAGCUGACAAACCUUGGUCUUGAUCUGUGAACAAAACAAUCUGUUAGUUUCGUGACAUUUUAAACUUUUACAGCUCAAAUUUGUUGAUUUGAUUGUUUUUUUUAGCACAUACACACCUUGUUUGCCCAACUUCAAAUCCAAAACCACAAACACCUGAAUCGAAAUUCAAAUUAUACCGAGAAAGCACUCGGUUAGGGCUGCGUGAUAUGGGAAAAAGUUUAUCACAAUAUGUUCUUUUCAGAUCAGUCCAUAUCGAUAUACAUCACGAUACGAAAAAUGAAAUUUAACAGUGUUUAUGGGUAGCAUUUCUUUUCCAAUACAAUAAGCUACUGCAUCUGUGAGGUCUUUGUGUCUCUUCGACGUUUUGUCGUACGGCGUUGCGCUAAAGAAAGCAGACUGAAUGGUCGGCUGUUUUCGGCUGCACAGGCGCCAUGAGCUCCUCGCUCCGCUCGACGUUUGUAGCCUUUUGCACUGCGCGUCUUCUGCCGCAUGGCGCUGCUCCAGGUGGUGAAAAAGAUUUGAGGUAUUCCCCGACUUCGCGAGAACAUGUACUCGACAUUUUUUCUAGUACACAUUACUCUGCCUUAUGUUGGACCUCAAAAAGCCAAAAUACUGCCACACCACCGACGUUUUCGUGCCAGUGUUGUCGACAAUGUCCUCAUCCGUUGAGCUUUCAUCUGCAUUUCUGUCAGAGGUAGCACUCAUUUUCUUUGUUUCUCACCAACAGUGCUGUCAGCUUCACGUGUUAAAGUGCUAUUGUUGCAUAUAGCUACAGCCUGCUACUGCGCAGUUGUUUGUUACUUGGUUCUACCUCAGCAUGUUUAGUUCAGCGCGGCGCGACCAGGAACAACUCCCCUUGAAUGCCAAAUAUCGCAAAGCAUAUUGACCACGUUUAUAUCGAUAUCGAGGGUCAUUAAUUUCCGUUAUAUAUCGUUAUCGUUUCAUCGUCCAGCCCUAUACUCGGUUUAAUUUUCUUAAAAAAAAAAGAUUUGUUUUUUUGUCUGAUCAUACCCUCUCGCCUUACGCAGAAGUUCAUGGACAACUCCGAGCAGGGUUUGAACAAGCUAGGAGACGAGCUGAAGGCCAAAGUGCACUGCUUCGUGGGCCGGCUGCGGGAAUGCACGCGCUCUCACUGCGACACCAACGGGCCGGCCAUUCAGAAGAACAUCUCCAGGAUCUGUCAGGACCAGGCUCGUCUUCAGGAGGUCCGCUGCGGCCUGGAGAGUCUCAUGCAAGAGAACGACCCAUUCCGCUUCAUCGAGGUAUAUCCUCUUAUAACCAGACUCUUGUUUGCCGUGUUUGUGACGUACAUGACCAGGACAGAAAUACAACUGAAACAUGUCUGUUUCUCUUCUUUUUUUUUCAGGCUUACAAAACAACAGGGAAACAGUAAGUACAGCUCUAACUUUGAACCACAGUUAAUUAUCUUGAAAAAAUAACACAACAUUGAAGGUUCAUCAAUCUCAGUGGCGAUGUAUUUUAAUUUAAAACAAUUGUUUUUAAUUCAUAAUUAUAUCACAACCAAAAAAAGUCUGCUUUUUUUUUUUACACAAUUUCCUACCCUGCCCGUUAAUCCCUAGGGAUACAAAAAAAAGAAAGAAAGAAGAAAAAAAAAAAAAAUUUAUAUAUAUAUAUAUAUAUAUAUAUAUAUAUGUAUAUAAAUAUGAAUAUAUAUAUAUAUAUAUAUAUAUAUAUAUAUGUUGUUUUGUUUUUUUUAUUUGUGUUUUUUUUUUAAAGUAAAGAGUACCAAAACAGACAAGUACAUUAAAGAGGAAUAAAAUAAGGAAAAUAAAAAAUUUAAUUCAAUUUCCGAAACUGAUCGUGAUGAUAAUUGGCAGUGUAUUUGACUCAUGUCCAUCAUACUGCGACUAAAGAUGGGUAUGGAAGAUCAGGUCCAUUAAAUACCUGAAGAAGCAUUUGUCAGACCCUUACAAAGUCCCUGCAGCAUCCAUAUUUUUCGCACUAUAAGGUGCACCAUCAAUGAACGCGUCUAUUUUCAUACAUCAGUCAGAUAAGUCAAACUUUAACUCAUUCAAUAACUCGGCGAGACUACGGUAGCUGCAGUGCUCCGACAAGCCAAAAGGAUUUUAAGUGCGCCUUAUGGUGCGAAAAAUACGGGAUUUAGGCUUGAAAUAACUCCAUCAAGUUUAGAGCAAGUUCUCAAUUCAGAGUUGAAUCCAGCAGGAUUGAAGCAAGUUGGCUAACUAAUUGAAGUGUUUUAGGUCGGCUCGGUAAAAUGAGGAUUAGAUGAAAGUCUUGAUGUGUCUAAAUGUCAUGUCCAGAAAAAAAGAAAAAAGUUUCGAUAAAUGCAAUAGUUUUAAGAGACACGGUGAUAGAAGAGACUUGAGAGCGGUUUGGAUAAGAACUCGAAUCAUUCAAGAUUCUCGCUAAUGAGGAAAACACGAAAUCUAGACUGAAAUGGAAACAGUCUGAACUCAGUGUGUGUGUGUGUGUGUUUCAGGUGCCGCAGGCAGCUGAGAAAAAACAUGUUCUACCCAGAAUACGUGGACAUGGAGACUGAUGUUCUUCGAUUGAUGAUGGAAGAAGAGAUGAGGAAAUUCCUGAGUGAGGAGCUCCCGUUUCACUUAGGGUUCGCCAUCAGCACCUUAUGUAAGGAGCUCCGAUUUAUUCAAACAUACGAAAGCGUCACGUUGUCGUUUCAGCUUUUUAACUUCGGCUGAUGGAGGUUGUAGAUUUGUUUAUAUUUUCUGUCUUCAUCAGGUCAUCUUUCAGAUCUGGAAGAGGAGGAGGAAGAGCAAGCGGAGAACGAGGAAGAAGCCGCGGAGGAGGAGGAUGACGACGACGACCUGGACGACAGCAGCGCGGAGGACAUGGGGAGCGAGGGGGAGGAGGAAGACGAGGAGGACGACGACGACGAUGAAGGGCAGGACCAGAGCGAGCUGGCCGACGACCUUUACAGCCCAGGGGAGGAGGAUGAGGAGGAAGGCGAGGAUGAAGACGACGAAGAGGACGAGGAGGACGAAGAGGAGGAGGAGCGGGGAGUUUAA
This is a messenger RNA of Xyrichtys novacula (pearly razorfish), 5239 nucleotides long. NCBI's taxonomy places the organism in Eukaryota, Metazoa, Chordata, Actinopteri, Labriformes, Labridae. The record is from the annotation of a GenBank genome assembly.